Molecule: messenger RNA, 758 nt
Organism: Ceratosolen solmsi marchali
Lineage: Eukaryota; Metazoa; Arthropoda; Insecta; Hymenoptera; Agaonidae
Product: Down syndrome cell adhesion molecule-like protein Dscam2
Exons: 6
Coding region: 162-758 (198 amino acids)
Source: RefSeq, a predicted model, not a curated record
CGUGUCUUUACACCCGGUGCUUUUGCGUGGAUCUCGGCAGGCUCCGACCAUACGCUCGACCUCUACCGCAGCGCGCACCAGGGUCCGAAGUUUCGAGAAUGCACUGAGCCGGCUUCGGGAGCUUGCAGUGCCGCGUCCUCAAUUAGACGAGAGACGAGACGAUGGAUCCGAGUUCCCUGCUGCCACUGAUCCUCUUGAUCGCAUGGCUACCAGGAACGGCACUGGGGCAGCAGGGACCGAUUUUCGUCUUGGAGCCGCCGAGUACACUCGUCUUUUCGAAUACUACGGGAUCACAACUGAGCUGCUCCGCCCAUGGCAGUCCCACCACCCACGUUACGUGGAUCACCAGCCCGGAUCAGAGGACGGUUAACGCUGUUCCGGGACUCAGGCAGCUGCUGGGCAACGGCACACUCUACUUUCCACCAUUUUUGGCGCAGGACUUCCGCGCCGAAAUUCACAAUGCCCGCUACAGAUGCCGGGCGAGCAACUCCGUCGGCACCAUCCUCUCGAGGGAGGUUACUCUUCGGGCAGUGCUCACGGUGCCUGGAUACGAAGUUCGGGUAAAUCGUUCGCCAGUCGUGGAAGGAAACAAUGCCGUCCUGUCGUGCACCGCCCGCGAGGACAUCAAAGAGCAUCUCACCGUCACGUCUUGGUAUAGGGACGAAUCAAUUCUACUACCCGGAAGCACUGACACAGCUCUCGAGAUAAUUGAACAUGAAAGCACGCGCCUAUGCGAUCUUCACAUACCAAUCUGCUAA